GAUUGCAGGCAAAGGGUCUUUUUUGGGGGGGUCUCCAUUCACUUUUCCCCCUCAGUUUCUGAAAUGAUUCUCCAGAAUUUCUCCUCAUAAAAAAAAGGCCUGAAUGUGAAACUAGCUGGUGUCACAUCACUUUGACCUAAACAUUCCCCUCUGUGUGGCUGGGAUCGUUCUUAGAAAGCUUUUCUGUGUCCUCAUGUAGAAGAUAGACCAAAUUGGACAUCUUGAAAGUGACGGUCACCUUUGGGCAGAGGGCUCCUGGAUGCCUCUCCUCUAGGAUGAACACCGCAGUGUCGUGACCCUUGGGGUUUGGCGUGUCCUGGAGAUGCGAGAUUUUCCUUGUGCAGUCGGAGGCACACCCCCAGAGAAUGCGGGAGCUGCGAGAGGAAAGGACCCACUUCCACAGCGGAGAAAAACAAAGAGGAAAAAGGCACUCGGGUGGCCAGCGCUAAGGGACGCACCCAGGAGACAGUGGGCCCCCGCCCCCAGCAGCUUCUUUGGCUGCAGCCCGAGAGGAACUCGGGGAGCCGUCCCUGUGUGUGAGUGCAAGCUCAGGAUUUCAAUCAAUGCAUUCCAGUAACCCUAAAGUGAGGAACUCUCCAUCAGGAAACACACAGAGUAGCCCCAAGUCAAAGCAGGAGGUGAUGGUUCGUCCCCCUACAGUGAUGUCCCCAUCUGGAAACCCCCAGCUGGACUCCAAAUUCUCCAAUCAGGGUAAACAGGGGGGCUCUACCAGCCAAUCCCAGCCAUCCCCCUGUGACUCCAAGAGUGGGGGCCACACCCCUAAAGCACUUCCUGGCCCAGGUGGGAGCAUGGGGCUGAAGAACGGGGCUGGAAACGGUGCCAAGGGCAAGGGGAAAAGGGAGCGAAGCAUUUCCGCCGACUCCUUUGAUCAGAGAGAUCCCGGGACUCCAAACGAUGACUCUGACAUAAAAGAAUGUAAUUCUACCGACCACAUCAAGUCCCAGGAGUCACAUACACCACACUCGAUGACCCCAUCCACUGCGGUGGCCCCCAGGUCUUCCACCCCCUCUCACGGCCAGACUACUGCCCCCGAGCCCACGCCUGCGCAGAAGACUCCAGCCAAAGUGGUGUAUGUGUUUUCUACUGAGAUGGCCAAUAAAGCUGCAGAAGCUGUAUUGAAGGGCCAAGUUGAAACGAUCGUCUCUUUCCACAUCCAGAACAUCUCCAACAGCAAGACAGAGAGAAGCACAGCCCCUCUGAACACUCAGAUACCUGCCCUACGGAAUGACCCAAAACCUCUUCCACAGCAGCCCCAGGCCCCAGCCAACCAGGACCAGAAUUCUGCCCAGAACACCAGACUGCAGCCGACUCCACCCAUUCCGGCACCAGCACCCAAGCCCGCCGUGCCCCCACGUCCCCUGGACCAGGAGAGUCCUGGGGUAGACAAUAAACUCAUUCCUCCGGUGGGCAGCCCUGCCAGCACCACCCCGUUGCCCCCAGACGGUACUGCGCCAAACUCCACGCCCAACAACCGAGCGGUGACCCCGGUCUCCCAGGGGAGCAGCAGCUCUUCAGCAGAUCCCAAAGCCCCUCCACCUCCACCAGUGUCCGGGGGUGAGCCCCCCACGCUGGGAGAGAACCCCGACGGCCUGUCUCAGGAGCAGCUGGAACACCGCGAACGUUCCUUACAAACUCUCAGAGACAUCCAGCGCAUGCUCUUCCCUGAUGAGAAAGAAUUCACCGGAGCUCAAGGUGGGGGACCCCCGCAGAACCCCGGGGUGUUAGAUGGACCCCAGAAAAAACCAGAAGGGCCAAUCCAGGCCAUGAUGGCUCAAUCCCAAAGUCUAGGUAAGGGGCCUGGGUCCCGGACAGAUGUGGGAGCUCCAUUCGGUCCUCAGGGCCCCAGAGACGUCCCCUUUUCUCCCGAGGACAUGGUCCCCCCUCCUUUGAACUCCGACCACCUGGACCACAUGACUCCGGAGCAGAUCGCCUGGCUAAAGCUGCAGCAGGAGUUCUAUGAGGAGAAGAGGCGGAAGCAGGAGCAGGUGGUGGUGCAGCAGUGCUCGCUGCAGGACAUGAUGGCGCACCAGCACGGGCCUCGGGGCGUGGUCCGGGGGCCUCCCCCGCCCUACCAGAUGGCCCCUGGGGACGGCUGGGCCCCGGGGGGCGCUGAGCCCUUCCCGGAUGGCAUCAGCCUGUCGCACUCUCUGCCCCCGCGGGGCAUGGCCCCCCACCCCGGCAUGCCCGGCGGCCAGAUGCGCCUCCCUGCCUUCGCCGGCAUGAUGAACUCCGACCUGGAGGGGCCCGGCGUGCCCGGCUCGGCGCCUCGGCCGGGGCUCUCCGGAGUCGGCUGGCCGGACGAGGUGGCCAAAAUCCCGGGGGAUGGCCGGAACUUUCCUCCCGGCCAGGGCGUCUUCAGCGGGCCCGGCCGAGGGGAGCGCUUCCCCAACCCCCAGGGGCUGUCGGAAGAGAUGUUCCAGCAGCAGCUGGCCGAGAAGCAGCUGGGCCUCCCGCCGGGCAUGAGCAUGGAGGGCAUCCGGCCCGGCCUGGACGUGAACAGGAUGGUGCCCGGCUCCCAGCGCCACCUGGAGCCGGGGAACAACCCCAUCUUCCCCCGGGGUCCGGCGGAGGGCCCGCUGAGCCCGUCCAGGGGGGACUUCCCCAAGGGCAUGGCCCCGCAGCUGGGCCCCGGGCGCGAGCUGGAGUUCGGGCUGGUGCCCGCCGGGCUGAAGGGCGACGUCAGUCUCAACGUCAGCAUGGCGUCGGGCGCCCAGAUGAUACCUCAGAAGAUGAGGGAUGCCGGGGCCGGCCCCGAGGACAUGAUGAAGCUGCGGCCGGGGAGCUCGGAGCUGCUGCCCGGCCAGCAGAAGAUGGUGCCCCUGCCGUUCGGAGAACACCCCCAGCCCGAGUACGGCCUGGGGCCCCGGCCCUUCCUCCCCCUGGCCCAGGGGCCCGGCGGCAGCAGCAGCAGCAGCAGUAGCAGCUUGCGGAACCUCAGAGAAGCCGUCGGGCCCGACCAAAGGACUAACAGCCGGCUCAGCCACGUGCCACCACUACCUCUCAACCCCUCCAGCAACCCCACGAGCCUCAACCCCGCCCCGGCCGGCCAGCGGGGCCUGGGACGCAAGCCCUUGGAUAUAUCCGUGGCCGGAAGCCAGGUGCACUCGCCCGGCAUGAAUCCUCUGAAAUCGCCCACCAUGCACCAAGUCCAGUCCCCGAUGCUGGGCUCCCCGUCGGGGAACCUCAAAUCUCCUCAGACUCCCUCGCAGCUGGCAGGCAUGCUGGCGGGCCCGGCUGCUGCUGCUUCCAUUAAGUCCCCCCCAGUCCUGGGGUCUGCUGCUGCUUCACCCGUUCACCUCAAGUCUCCAUCGCUUCCCGCCCCGUCCCCUGGAUGGACCUCCUCCCCCAAGCCUCCCCUCCAGAGCCCCGGGAUCCCUCCAAACCACAAGGCCCCCCUCACCAUGACCUCACCAGCCAUGCUGGGCAGUGUGGAGUCAGGUGGCCCUCCAGCUCCUCCGGCUGCCAGCCAGCCUGCCUCUGUGAAUAUCCCCGGAAGUCUUCCCUCCAGCACGCCGUACACCAUGCCUCCCGAGCCCACCCUCUCCCAAAACCCGCUCUCCAUCAUGAUGUCUCGAAUGUCUAAGUUCGCCAUGCCCAGCUCUACCCCAUUAUACCAUGACGCCAUCAAGACAGUGGCCAGCUCCGACGAUGACUCCCCGCCCGCCCGCUCCCCCAACCUGCCCUCCAUGAGUAACAUGCCAGGAAUGCACAUUAACACCCAGCCUCCUCGAAUUUCAGGUCCCAACCCCGUGGUUCCGAUGCCAACGCUCAGCCCCAUGGGAAUGACCCAGCCGCUGUCCCACUCCAAUCAGAUGCCGUCUCCGGGCGCCAUGGGGCCCGGCCUCCCUCCCCACGGGGUGCCCGUGGGGCCAGGCCUGAUCGCCCACAACGCCAUCCUGGGCCACGGGGCCCAGGAGCCUGCCAUGGGGCCCCAGGGCCGCAUGGGCUUCCCCCAGGGCUUCCCCCCGGUGCAGUCCCCGCCCCAGCAAGUCCUGUUUCCCCACAACGGCCCGAGCGGGGGUCAGGGCGGCUUCCCCGGCGGCAUGGGCUUCCCGGGCGAGGGCCCGCUCGGCCGCCCGGGCAACCUGGCCCAGGGUUCCGCAGACGCCGCACUUUGCAAGCCGGGGGGCCCCGACUCGUUCGCCGUGCUGGGGAACAGCAUGCCGUCGGUGUUCACGGACCCGGAGCUGCAGGAGGUCAUCCGGCCCGGCGCGGCAGGCAUCCCCGAGUUCGACCUGUCGCGCAUCAUCCCCUCGGAGAAGCCGAGCCAGACGCUGCAGUACUUCCCGGGCAUGAUCGCCGCCGGCAAGGACCGGGGCCCCGCCGGCCUCUACAGCCACCCGGGCCCCGUGGGCUCCCCGGGCAUGGUGAUGUCCAUGCAGGGCAUGAUGGGACCCCAGCAGAGCCUCAUGAUCCCGCCGCAGAUGCGGCCCCGCGGCAUGGCCGCCGACGUGGGCAUGGGCGGCUUCAGCCAGGGCCCCGGGAACCCGGGGAACAUGAUGUUCUGAGCUGCUACCGUCGGAAGGCCGCGGCGGGACGGA
Molecule: messenger RNA, 4562 nt
Organism: Dipodomys ordii (Ord's kangaroo rat)
Lineage: Eukaryota; Metazoa; Chordata; Mammalia; Rodentia; Heteromyidae
Gene: Bcl9
Product: B-cell CLL/lymphoma 9
Exons: 11
Coding region: 564-4529 (1321 amino acids)
Biological process (GO): positive regulation of transcription by RNA polymerase II; canonical Wnt signaling pathway
Cellular component (GO): beta-catenin-TCF complex
Molecular function (GO): beta-catenin binding; transcription coactivator activity
Source: RefSeq, a predicted model, not a curated record